AUGUCUGACGCCUCCCCCAACCCCGCCGGUGCCUCCCCUCGCGCUGCUGCCAUCAGGAGACGCACCACCAACUCCUCGUCCAAGGAGAAGACCUCCCGCGCCCCUGGCCCUAGCACUGCCGGUAUGAUGCGCAUCUACACUGACGACUCUCCCGGUCUCCGCGUUGACCCCGUCGUCGUCCUUGUCUUGUCGUUGGCUUUCAUCGCCUCCGUCUUUGCUCUCCACAUCUACGGAAAGUUGACCAAGGCCUAA
This is a messenger RNA of Linnemannia hyalina, 252 nucleotides long. The record is from the annotation of a GenBank genome assembly. NCBI's taxonomy places the organism in Eukaryota, Fungi, Mortierellomycota, Mortierellomycetes, Mortierellales, Mortierellaceae.